AUGGCAGACACUAGCACUGCCCCAAACCAGGGGCAGAGCCAGGAGCUGACCCGCGAGCAGCGUGAGACGGUUAAGCAGUUGGCGGCAGAGGUGUAUGCGGGCAAUGGUGAGGGCAGCACUGAGGAGCAGAGGGAGCGCAAUAAGGCGGCAAAGAAGGGGGUCUUGUUGAAGGAGUUUGGAAACCUCCUGCUGGCCGGGGUACCGGAUGAGUGCCGUGAUUUCAUGCCAACGCUGACUGCGCGCAAGGAGGUCGAGCAGACGGUUGGCAAGUCGAAGGUGAAGAAGGUUGAGCUGGCCGGGCUGCCGUUGCGCCUGAAGUUUUGGACGGUGCAUAUGGCGGAUUCGUAUCCGGCCCUGGCUUUCGUGGCCAACCGCGUCCUCCGCAUGCACGCAACCACCUGCGCAUCAGAGCGCAACUGGUCGCUGUGGGGCAACCUGUUCCACAAGGCCCGCAACCGCCUGGGGCAGAUGCGUGCGAUGAAGCUCAUCUUCAUCCGCCAGAACGACAGCUACGCGGCCAAGCGCAACGCCCUGUCGGAUGAGGAGGUGGUGAUGCAGCUGCUGGCCGGGGAGGAGGAGGAGUGA
Molecule: messenger RNA, 585 nt
Organism: Volvox carteri f. nagariensis
Lineage: Eukaryota; Viridiplantae; Chlorophyta; Chlorophyceae; Chlamydomonadales; Volvocaceae
Exons: 1
Coding region: 1-585 (194 amino acids)
Molecular function (GO): protein dimerization activity
Source: RefSeq, a predicted model, not a curated record